This is a messenger RNA of Rotaria socialis, 897 nucleotides long. NCBI's taxonomy places the organism in Eukaryota, Metazoa, Rotifera, Eurotatoria, Philodinida, Philodinidae. The record is from the annotation of a GenBank genome assembly.
AUGGCCGAUAGUUAUGACAUUUCACGAAAUCCAAGCGACUUACCGAGAUCAAGGGGCAUUGCAAAUGUUCGUCCAGGUGCUUCUCGUCAGCAUUUUCUCGACUUUGAAAAUAUGAAUGCUCAACAAGAUAAUCCUCUUCGACAAUUAACAGCAGAUUCCUGGAAAAAUUCGAUCAACGAGGAAAAACAGGAGAAGGAUGCUGAAGAAAUAUUUUCUACUGAAAUUGAUGCCGAAGUCUAUGAUAGAUAUGCGCUAGGAGCUUUGCUACCAGAUGGAUGGUCAAGAGGACAUGGAUUAGGAGAUUCGUUGAAAAAUAUUACGGAUGCUCAUUGUAGUACAUUUUAUGACAAAGCCAUGGAACUUCUGACAAAACAUACAGACUACGAAGAAGCAUUAGUGAAUAUAAAUAAAUGUCUUCUUCUCAAACCAUAUCACAUUCCAUUCUAUGAAAUUCGCUCACAAAUCUAUUUAAAUCUAUGUGAUUUUCAAAGUUCAUUUAUAAGCUUACAAAAAAGUAUUACAUAUACACAAGCUACAACAAGUAAUAGUCGAUUAUCGAAAAUUGAACAACCAGCAGCAUCGAAUCCUACAACACCAGCUCCUCGAGAAGAUAGAUUAAUAAAUGAAAAAAUAGCAUUUCUUCGAUACAUUACAGGUGUAACAUUAUUCGAUCAAAAACUUUAUUUAGAUGCAUUGGGUAUUGUUGCCAAUGGUGCUAGUAUUUUCAUUACAUUACCAUUUCAAAUCUACAGUAUUCUUUGCCUAACAGCUUUGAAUAAAAUAGAUGAAGCAAGUACAUUGGUAACUCAAAUGAUCGAACAAUAUCCUGAAAAUGCUGAUUUACUGAUUAUUCGUGCUCGUCUUUUUUAUAAAGACAAGACUAAGGUUUUUAUUUGA